Messenger RNA from Coffea arabica (coffee), 1422 nucleotides. RefSeq names its product putative disease resistance protein At4g10780. The record is from RefSeq and is a predicted model, not a curated record. Gene Ontology annotation, molecular function: protein binding; ADP binding. Lineage: Eukaryota; Viridiplantae; Streptophyta; Magnoliopsida; Gentianales; Rubiaceae.
AUGGGUAGACCAAGUUCCAUGAUACCAUCAGUUGGAAAAGCUCUGGCAGAAAAGGCGGCAGGAAAGAUGGCAGAGUUGGUGGUAGAAAAUUGCAUGGGAAGGAGUCACAUGGAUAACGUGCAAUUGCUGAAAAGGAAUUGGCAAGAAUUGAGUUGCAAAGCAUCUGACAAACAAGAGGAUCUUCCAGUAAAGGCGGAUCCUGUUGGAAAGCUGCAACUUCAGGUGACAGAACUUAUUGAUCAUAGCCGUCAUUUCAAUGGGUUUGUGCUCGAUACUUGCGAGAACAUCGGGGAGCCAUGCCUGCCAGCCAAAUUGUUUGGAGUAAAGUUCGAUGAAGCUUUGAAGAGAAUUUGGCCAUGCUUGGUGACCGAUGAUAUAUCAAGCAUUGGGAUUUAUGGAAUGGGUGGAGUUGGUAAGACCACACUGGCGAGGCACAUUGAGUACCAUCUUUUAGAAAAGAACAAUUAUCGGGUGCUUUGGGUUACAGAAUCUCAAGAUUUCAGUAUCACCAAUUUGCAGGAUAAGAUUGCCAAUGUCUUAGGCAUUACUCUAUCAAGUAGGGACGAGGAAGACGCCAGGGCAAGAAUAUUGCGUGAAGCAUUCAGGAAAAUGCUGAAAUUAAUAGUACUCAUAUUGGAUGAUGUUUGGGAAGAAUUUUGUUUAGACAGGGUAGGGAUUCCUCUUCAUCCAAACAAGUGCAGAUUGAUUUUGACUACACGCUCACUGGAAGUGUGCAACAGGAUACAAUGUCAAAGAAAGUUUGAUUUGCAAACUUUGGACACGGACGAAGCUUGGGAUUUGUUCAAGUAUAAACUUGGCAGAGAGCCCUUGCUUCAAGGAGAUUUGGAAAGUAUUGCCAAGUCCAUUGUGGAAGAGUGUGAUGGUUUGCCUCUUGGCAUUAUCACAGUGGCUGGAAGCAUGAGAGGUGUGAGAGACAUUUGUGAGUGGAGAAAUGCAUUGGAACAAUUGAAAACAUGUUCAAUAGGGUAUCAUGAGAUGGAACGAGAUGUGUUUCGCAUCCUGGAAUGGAGCUUCUUGUAUUGCUGUCUUUAUCCAGAAGAUUGGAAAAUAAAAAGAAAGGAACUAAUAGACCUCUUUAUUGGGGCAGAGCUGAUGUCAAAACGGGACUCAUGGUCAAAAGCAUUUGAUCAAGGUCAAAAGAUAUUAAACAAACUGAUAAGAGUUUGCUUGCUGGAAAAAGCAAAAAAUUUCAAAGGGGAUGACCGUGUGAAGAUGCAUGAUUUGGUCAGAGAUAUGGCAUUAAGGAUCACGCAUGGAAACUCCAAACCAGAGAGCAGCAGAGAUGAUGUACCACUGUUCUUGGUGAAAAGCUUAGGACGGAGUGAUUCAAAAGUAAUGCUGGAACAAAAAGAAUGGACAGAGAUCUCCAUGCAGUCUCCUUCUGUGCACAAUGUUUUUUAA